UGCAUCUGGUCGGAACAGCCACUGCAGUAUAAUCAGGGGUACACCUACACUCCUUUCCAAAUAUCUAAAAAUGGAAGUACCACAGUUAGCAAUUUCCAAUGAAGAACUCAGGGCUAAGAUUUGUGAGCACUUGAGCCCUCUUAUUUUGGAUGAGACUAAGGUUAAGAAACUCAGGGAUGUGUUUGAGGAUGAGGUUGAAAAAGGGAUUGAAUCUGGAUUGGAGGGAUCCUCAAUCCAGAUGGAGAAUACAUACAUUCCUGAGCUUCUAGAUGGUUCGGAGGAGGGAGAUUUUCUAGCAUUAGACCUGGGUGGAACAAACUUCAGGGUUAUCUUACUGAACCUAAAGAAGGGAAGAAUAGAAAAGGAGAUUAUUGAAUACUACAGCGUUGAUGAGGCACUACGGGUUGGACCUGGUUCUGACCUCUUUGAUUUUCUGGCAACUUGCAUCCAAGAAUUUUGUUCAAAGCACAGCAUUAGCGGCGAAUCUACAAUAAGCCUAGGAUUCACAUUCUCCUUCCCUAUGAUCCAGCAUGCGCUCAAUGUCGGUGUACUCGUUAAUUGGACGAAGAGCUUCACAUGCCCCGGAGUAAUCGGAGAAGACGCAGUGCUUUUGUUGAACAACUCUCUGCAAAAGAUUGGAUUGUUGAACGUGAGGGUGGUUGCAAUCCUGAAUGAUACGACAGGAACACUUGUAGCAGGUUCUCAUGAUUAUUCUGAUUGCUCUAUUGGAUUGAUCCUUGGAACCGGAACUAAUGGAGCAUACAUGGAAAAGGUUGAGAGGAUAAAACGUUGGGAAAGUGGAUCAAAGGAGGGAUUGAAGGAUGUGAUUGUGGAUCCGGAAUGGGGAGCUUUUGGAGAUAAUGGAUCCAUUGAUUUUAUCAAAACAGUUUGGGAUAGAGACCUAGAUAAGUAUUCCCUACUGCCCGCCAGCUUUACUUAUGAAAAAUAUUUUGCUGGGAAAUAUCUGGGAGAGCUAGCUAGGAUCAUUCUUCUCAGUGUGUACACUGGUGGGUUGCUGUCCUUCUGUCCAGAACAACUUAGCAAUGUUGGUUCCAUUUCAACCCAACAGGUGUCAGAAAUAACACAGGAUAUGUUGAACGGAAGCACCUCUAUAACUGAAAGUAUCCUUAGCAAACUCGGUGCUUCAAGUCAAGCAAAGGAAGGAGCCCUUGUACUCCAGUACAUAUGUGAACUACUAGCCGAGCGGGCCAGUAUUCUAGUCGGAAUACCUAUGGCGUUCUUUCUUGAACGAAUGGACAGGCCAACCUCUACGAUAGCUGUUACUGGAUCUUUAUAUAAACAUCAUCCAACGCUAAAAGCUAAGCUAGAGACUAGAAUUAAGAAAAUGACGGAGAAGAAGUAUAAAUUUGGACUGUGUGAUGACGGCUCAGGGAAAGGUGCUGGACUGGUUGCUGCUAUUGCUGAACGACUAGCUAGAAAAUAGUGAAUACAUGAUUAAAAUUGAAAAAGAUAAAACAUUGUGCCACUUUUUUUAUUUUAAUAAACGAGUUUGGAAGCUA
This is a messenger RNA of Eurytemora carolleeae, 1520 nucleotides long. RefSeq names its product hexokinase-2. The record is from RefSeq and is a predicted model, not a curated record. The transcript has 21 exons. Gene Ontology annotation, cellular component: cytosol; mitochondrion. Lineage: Eukaryota; Metazoa; Arthropoda; Copepoda; Calanoida; Temoridae. Gene Ontology annotation, molecular function: D-glucose binding; mannokinase activity; glucokinase activity. Gene Ontology annotation, biological process: intracellular glucose homeostasis; glycolytic process; glucose 6-phosphate metabolic process. Bases 71 to 1444 code for a protein of 457 amino acids.